This is a messenger RNA of Olea europaea var. sylvestris, 1992 nucleotides long. Its product is annotated as glutamic acid-rich protein-like. Gene Ontology annotation, cellular component: nucleus. NCBI's taxonomy places the organism in Eukaryota, Viridiplantae, Streptophyta, Magnoliopsida, Lamiales, Oleaceae. Bases 149 to 1837 code for a protein of 562 amino acids. The record is from RefSeq and is a predicted model, not a curated record. The transcript is spliced from 8 exons.
GUCACUAUAUUGUCCCAAAGUUUUUGCAAACCAAAAACCCUCACUUCAACUGCAGGUUCAGUCUCGCUCACUCAUCGCUCCCACGGUCGCGACAACAGCGACUCUCUCCGUUUCUAAAUCUGAAAGUGAGAAAAAGAGCAGUUAUUAUAUGGCAGAUGACGUGGUGCAAGAAGGAGACGAAAAGCAGGAAAUUCAGGCCAAGAUAGCGGACGCUGUGCGUUCACGCCUCCAACAAUUCAAAGACCAAUCCGAUUCAUUGACGUUGGGAAGUGUGAGGAGAUUAUUAGAGAAGGACUUGGGGCUGGAAAAGAACUCUUUGGAUGUGCACAAAAGAUUCAUUAGCCUGUACUUGGAAAAGCAAAUGCAAGAUGCUGAUGAUGACAACUCCAAAAGGACGGUGGAGAAUGUGGAGAAAGAUGCCCAUUUAAAUGAGAAAGAAGUGAGAGAAUUUCCUAAAGUGCAAAAAACAAAGAAAGAUCCAAAGGCUAGCAAUGGAGAUGAUUCAGAUGAAGGAACACUCAAAGACUUUCCUGUAAUGGGCCUCUUAGACAGCAAAUCUGAAGUGGACAAUCAAGGCUCUGUAAUUAGCGAAAGUAGGAUUAAGAAGGCCAUUUGGGAUAGAGCCGAUCAUUUCAAGUCUAAUUCUGAGAAGAUAACUUUGGCUGGAGUUCGCAGACUGUUGGAGGAAGAUCUUGGACUUGAUAAAAAUACUCUCGAUCCUUUUAAGAAGUUAAUAAGUGAGCAAAUAGAUCAGGUGCUAAAUUUAAACAGUGUUUCUAAAAAUGCUAAUCACAUUAAGAGGAAAAGCUCUGAGAACUCUCAAAGUAAAGCAUCAAAAAAGAUCAGCAGUGAGACAGGUUCUGAUUCUUCAGAUAAGGAAAGUGACAAAGGAAAAGACAUAGUACAAUCAAGGAAGAAGGCUGCUACAAGGGCAAAGGAUGAGAAAUCGGAUGAGCUGAAGAAACGUAAAAGGUCUAACAAAUACAGUGAUCUCAAUGUCCCUGGCAAGAACCAAAGCACGCGUGCAAAGAGGCCGAAAGAAGAAGAUAUUGAUUCAGCUAAUGAUGGAGGUGUAUCUGAAGAUGGUCAAUCUGAAUCAUCUGUAGGGAAACCUGCGAAGAGGAAAGAACAACCGACCCCUGGAUAUGGAAAACAAGUCGACCAUCUGAGAUCUGUAAUUAAAUCAUGUGGAAUGAGCGUCGCUCCUACAGUUUACAAGAAAGCCAAGCAAGUACCUGACAGCAAACGAGAAGCCUUUUUAGUGAAGGAGUUGGAAGGGAUUCUCAAAAGAGAAGGGCUAUCUAGCAAUCCUACUGAGAAAGAAAUUAAAGACUGUAGAAAGAGAAAAGAAAGAGCAAAAGAACUUGAAGGCAUUGACAUGAGCAACAUCAUUUCAAGUUCACGCAGAAGGUCAACAAGCAAUUUUAUGGCUCCUAAAUCUAGAGUAGAAACUAAAGGUGAUAAGGAUGAUGUCAAAGCUAGUAAACACAAGGAUAACAAGGACAAAGAUUGCAAUGGCAGUGAUGAACAGGAUGAAACUAAAGUUGAUAAGGAUGAUGUCAAAGCUAGUGAACACAAGGAUAACAAGUACAAAGAUGGCAUUGAUGGUGAUGAAGAGGAAGAUAAAGUAGAAGAAGAAGAUGAUGAAAAGGUAGAAGAAGAAGGACAUGAAGAAGAAGAAGAAGAAGAAGAAGAAGAAGAAGAUGGUGAUGGUGAUGGUGAUGAUGAUGAUGAUAGUAGUGAAGAAGUCAACGAAGGUAUACAUCUUUUGAGGUUCUUCAUGCCAACUCUCUUUCCCCUCUUACGAGUUUUUAGAUGGUAUAUACAUGUAAAAUGAAAUAUUGUCAUGAGGAUUGUGGUGCUGGGUAGUUGCCAGCCUGCUUUUUAAUUGUGUUUGUAACAUUGAUUCAACUCCAACCCUCUAAAUUGCUGCAUACAAGUUUAUGUAGAAAUGUUAUGCUUAAUGCCAAGAUAAAAAAUAUUCUGUUGUAA